This is a messenger RNA of Pungitius pungitius (ninespine stickleback), 2627 nucleotides long. RefSeq names its product regulator of G-protein signaling 13-like. The transcript is spliced from 5 exons. Bases 831 to 1388 code for a protein of 185 amino acids. The record is from RefSeq and is a predicted model, not a curated record. NCBI's taxonomy places the organism in Eukaryota, Metazoa, Chordata, Actinopteri, Perciformes, Gasterosteidae.
AUUUAAUUCUCAUAAAUAUGUCGAUUGCAUAUAGACAUAUAUAAAAAUUAAUAAUUCAAGGUUAUGCAUUUUCCGCCCUCCAUGUUUGGUAUUUGAGUCUCCAGUUUUGACAGUGACUUUGUGGCUGAAACAAGUGUGGUCAUGAUGUGAUGUCCUGACAAUUAUUUUUUUUUCUCGAACUUCCUGUCGUCAAGUCAUCUGUUGCAAUCUGUUUGCAAUUUCCUCUUUUUUUCGGAUAUGACCGUGGCCUCGUGCAGCACAAAUUCACCACCCCGCGCUUUUGAAUUCACAUUUGAGAGAUCAAUAAACGUCUGUUACAGACAGAAAAGCACCCAUUGCAUUUGUUUCCACUAGACAUGUGUUUGGCGGUUGAGCGUUUCCAAAAACAAACACGUGCAAAGGUUGAAAUUUGCCUAUCGCAGCACAAUGCUACUGUCAUUUGCAUCUGUUCUGCCGGACUAAAAAUAAUGUGAACACAGUCACACUCUGGUUCGUUUAGUCAGGAGGAUCCACAGCAAAAAGAAGCAGAGAGACAUAACAGGCAGCAAGACUAGAGAGAGGGGGGGAGGCAAAUAUGCAGUGCAGUGUAAGUAUGAGCGGUUUCUAAAAGUAAGGUAGCAGGAGAGGAGGAACGGGAGGGGGGAGGAGGAAAAAGUCUUUCUUCCUCUUCAGCCUGGGCUGAGCUGUUGCUGUAUCCUAGAAGCCCCGGUCCGUAGCAACAGGAAACCUUGGUAUAAAAAGCCGAGUCGCAGGGGGGAACCCUCCUAAAGCGCCUCUCGUCUGCAGCAUGACCAGGACCGAGAGCCUGGGAGGGUGGACUUAACAAGACAAUGCCCAGCCUAAUCGUCGAACCACCCAACACACAGCACUUCAUCAUGGACAGAGAUGACAGGAACAGAAACAAGAACAUCGGAAAGAACUUUAUGUGCCGACUCCAGUGCAUGUUCUCCAACUCAUCAGGCUCCGAGAGGCUAAGUUUAGAAGAUACCCAACAAUGGUCACAGUCACUGGAAAGGCUUCUCGAGUCUAAAUAUGGGUUGGCCACUUUUCGCAACUUUCUGAAAUCUGAAUACAGCGAUGAGAACAUUGAGUUCUGGCUCACCUGCGAGGACUACAAGAAGAUUAAGUCUUCAUUCAGAAUGUCUUCAAGAGCCAAGAAGAUUUAUGAGCAGUUCAUCAAAGCAGAAUCUCCUAAAGAGAUCAACAUUGACUAUCAAACCCGGGAGCAGAUCAAAAGAAACGUAAAGACUCCCACCAUGCACAGCUUCGAUGACGCUCAGAAGAUAGUUUAUGGGCUGAUGGAAAGAGACUCGUACCCGCGGUUCCUCCGCUCGGACAUUUAUAGAACUCUACUGGAAAACCUCGCGGCGGACGCCACAAAGGGAUGAAAGCGCCACCGGGGGAAGGAAGAUAGAGAGAGGGAGAGAGAGCCAGAGAGAGAGAGAGAGAGAGACAUAAAACCCAUAACUGGAAUGUUUGAGCUCCUUCGGGAGGAAGGCCCAACAACAAAGGAGGAAGGAGGGGCCGCUGCGCUGACACCGACGGAGGCCUCGCGCCUCGGCGGCGUCACCGGGCCCAGCAGCGGGCCGCGCCUCGGGCCCCCCCCCCACGUCCCGACGGACUGAGCGCGUCACACAACCCCGAGGAGCAGAAUAAACACGACCAGACCUGAUGACGGUUAACCCCGCGCCGUGCGCUCGCAGUGGAUGAUCAGCCUUGUUGACAAAUUGAUCACUUCUGACGAUGAGUGACUCGUUGAGGGGACCGACAAAGCAUCUGGCCUCCUUUUUUUUUGCAGACGUGCUUCCUGUACAGAGUCUUGAGAGGAUGUAAAAUGCAACAGUCAUAUUCGAUUAGUUGUGUGUGUGUGUGUGUGUGUCAGAUAGGGUGAAGGUGAGUGUUUAGUUAUAGCUUUUAACUGCCACGUAGAAUAAAAAAGAACAAGAUGUUGCAACAAAACUUGGCCAACCAUCUAACAAUAGCACUCGGGAAAGAUGAGGAGCAUUAGGAGUCCAUAGUGAUGUUUUAGAAGGCCACUUAAUUGUGCAAGAGGCAUUGUGGAACACUUCAAUGGAGAUUCUUCCUCUUAGCUACUGACCCCAUAUCUUCUUCCAAACAAACUUCUUUCAUUACUGCAAGUUUCAAGAGUUGGGAUUUUAUUUAAUAAACUAUUUUAGUGGAAUUAUUACAGUUUCACCUUGCAUGAUGGGAUGUUAAAUAUCUGAGAAAAUGCCUUACUAUUGCUUUCCAAAGGGUGAAUUGUUUAGUUACUUGAAAGGUUAUGUAGUGAAUUAUUUAUUAUUAGUUAUCACCAUUCGAGUACAAGUGGUUUGCUGUGUUGAAGUGAUUGUUAAAAUAUUAUUCAUUUGAACGACAUUAAAUUAUUUAAAUUGCCCACUUGGAAUAAAUUGACUUUUUUAGUCACACACACACACUCUCAUUUGUCACAUCAUAGCUUUUAGCGAAUUUACUCAAAUGAAAACUGCAACCCGCUUCUAGUGAAAUAGAUUUUUUAAACAUUAUAUCACAAAGUAUCUGGCAUGUUUACAUAGUGAUUGUCUGCUGUAUGUUUGAAGCAGUACUCCACCACAUACACAUGGAAGCCUAAAGUUGUGCUGUGGUAUUUU